AUGACGGAACUUGAAAAAUUCUACUACGAUCCGCGACAUUACGCGGGCUAUUCGGCAACGGAUAAUCUGACGCGCGCCGCUAAACCGAAUUUCUCCCGUAACAAAGUCACGCGUUGGCUCGAAACGCAAGACGCUUACACGUUGCAUCGUCUAUCGCGCAGAAAAUUUCCACGGUUGCAUUACACCGUGUCGAAUAUCGACGAUCUGUGGGAGGCCGAUUUGAUCAAGCUCCGAAAUCUCGAAAGUUACAACGACGAAUAUUUGUAUCUUUUGGUGAUUAUAGACGUACUUAUUAGUAAAUAUGCCUGGAUAGAACCGCUACGAGACAAAACGAGUAAGCACGUGACGACGGCUUUCCAGCGCGUGCUCUCGAAAAGCGACGGGCGCGUACCAGUAUACUUACAAACGGAUAAAGGUAAAGUAUUUAUCGGGCGUCCGUUGCAAAAGUUUUUGGAAGAAAACGACAUUUGUUUUCACGUGGCCCGUAAUCCGGAUAUCAAAGCUGCCGUCGUCGAGCAUUUCAACAGAACGUUGAAGGAGCGAAUGUGGCGUUAUUUUACGCAGAAAAAUACGCGACACUACGUCGAUGUUUUGCAGGAUAUUGUAAGCGCUUACAAUCACACCCGCCAUUCUUCCAUCAGAAUGCAGCCGCCUGUCGUUACGAGAGAAAACGCUCGUGUCGCGCGCGAAAAUAUAGUUCGGCGAUGGAGGAAGAGCGAAAAGAUGAAACGCGCACAAAAAGCUAAAUACGUCGGAGAACUUGUUCGCGUCAGUAGAACAAAAGCCACCUUCGAGAAAGGAUACGAGGCGAGGUGGAGUGAAGAGAUAUUUCGAAUUCACCGCGUUCUCGAGUGGCGAAAACCACGCGUGUACGAACUGAGCGAUUUAGCGGAUGAGGUCAUAGACGGUAUUUUUUACGAACAGGAAUUAGCUAGAGUUGAGAAAAACUUGCGGGAAGAAGAGUUUAUCGUCGAUCGCGUGAUAAAGACCAGAGGACGUGGCGCUAAUAAACAGGUGUUAGUUAGCUGGCGCGGUUAUCCCAGCAAGUUCGACACUUGGAUCCCCGCUUCGAAUUUAACUUCUUUUCAAGAUGAGGAACGACCAAUUUCUCAUGGUUCUUCCGAGCAAUAG
Molecule: messenger RNA, 1131 nt
Organism: Temnothorax curvispinosus
Lineage: Eukaryota; Metazoa; Arthropoda; Insecta; Hymenoptera; Formicidae
Exons: 1
Coding region: 1-1131 (376 amino acids)
Biological process (GO): DNA integration
Molecular function (GO): nucleic acid binding
Source: RefSeq, a predicted model, not a curated record